AUAGGAUGCUGGAUGCUUUUCUAUCUUGAUACUUUGAAGGGUAGGAGCUGAGCUUCUUCAUUUUUAUACCAUCAAAAAUUUGUCUGAACUUGAACGUCUAUGAUCCAUGGCUCCCAUUACGAAUAACGGCCCUGCGCCGUCAACAGAAACCCUCACCUAUGACUAUCGGAAUUCAAUGCGAGGAUGGGAUAUUGUCACCCAAGUGGUAUGUCUGGUAAUUAGCACGAUUUGCGUGGCACUGCGAAUGUUUUCAAAGGUGUUCAUUGUACGGGAGACGAUAGCGGAAGAUUGGACUUGCUUGUUGGCCUGGCUCGGCCUCAUUGGCUAUGGAGUCAUAUGCUUCGAGGCCGACAAGCAUGGUAGUGGUAUCCAUCAAUGGCUGGUAGCCGAGUCUGACGCCAGAGAUUUCUCCAAGAUCGCAAACAUCGCGCAAAUCGCCUACGGCCCCCUAAUCUUCAUCACCAAACUCUCCCUCCUCCUCCUCUACAUCCGCAUCUUCACAACCGCCGUCAAGAAAACAACAAGAUACAUGAUUAUCCAGCUCCUCAUCUGGUUCAACUUCUUCUUCUACCUAGCCGACACCAUUGUCAAGAUUUUCGAGUGCACGCCGCGGCAUAAGAUCUGGGAGAAAAAUGCGGAGGGGUCAUGUAUCAACAUCAACAUUCCGAUUCUGGUGACCUCGGCUAUCAAUGUGGCGUCGGACUUCAUGAUCCUGUUGCUUCCAAUUGCUUGCGUGUUGAAACUGAAGCUGAUGACUAGGACGAAGAAGCUGGGGGUGUUGGCGAUUUUUGCGGCAGGUUCAUUCGGCUGUUGCGCCAGCGUCGUCAGACUAGUCUUCAGCGUCAAGAACAGUAACACCGCCGACAAGACCCAUGACUGGUUUCCCGAAUUUCUCUGGACAACAGCAGAAGUCACCUGUGGUAUCAUCGCCAGCUGCCUCCCCGCCCUACAAGUCCGCUACCUCUUCCGAAGAGCCGCAACCCAACUCUCCUGCUUCAGCGAAGCAAGCACCAGCAGUUCAAGGAGACACCACCACAACAACAGCCCCAGCCAGUUACAACAGCAGAACAAAAAGUCACCGCGUAGGUGGAUGGAGAUAGAGGACAACGAGGUUCUUAAAUACAGUGCCUGGGAGUUAGAGGGUGAUUACUCAACCCACAACGAUAGCAACGACAACUCGAAUAACGGCAGUAACACCACCACCAAGAGCAAUGCAAAUAUAAGUGACAAAACUAGCUCUAAUAACACAAAUAUAAAUACCAGCAGCAAUAACACCACCGAACUCCGAAGCCCCGCAGAAAGCCAAAGCCAGAUCUUCCAGGGCGCUUCCUACUCAACAGCAGAAGCGAAAGCAGAUGCAACGCCGUUGGCGUCAACUGGAGCAUCGCCUGAUGCGUCAUGCGUGGAUAUUGAGAAGGCAUAUCCGUCGCAGGGGAUUCUGAGGACUAUUGAAGUGGAUGUUGAGUCUGCGCCGGGGGACAGAUGAAGUGAUGGCUGUAUGUUGACAUGUACUGUGUAUGACACUACGGCUGAUGGCUGUUUGAUGAUUAUGAUGAGACGGUAAUCUAAUAUAUAAUCCUGGCGUAUUGGGGUUAUCUGUAUGCCAGAUUAAUUUAUUUACUGGUGCUCUUGAUAUACUCGAGGGCUCCGUUUCUCCGGAU
Molecule: messenger RNA, 1661 nt
Organism: Aspergillus ruber CBS 135680
Lineage: Eukaryota; Fungi; Ascomycota; Eurotiomycetes; Eurotiales; Aspergillaceae
Exons: 5
Coding region: 107-1486 (459 amino acids)
Source: RefSeq, a predicted model, not a curated record